CUGCUGCUGCCACCGACGCCGCCCCAUCGCCUGGCACUGGCAGCAGCCGUGUGAGGUGGGAGGGUGUCGGCCUGAGUCGCCCCGACAUUCAGUCAGCCUCCAGUCAGUGAGAGGGAUACAUGUGCUCGUCUGGCGCGCGGCCGCCACUCGCUCGCCGUGGCCACUCACGUGAUUGCUUGGCCCCGCGCGACUCUUAACCUUCUCUACCAAAAUAUAUUCCUUCUUGCUUGGACCCGCCAGCUGGCAUACACUGAGCCUUGCCACUUAAUAGCUAAAACAGGAAACAGUGACGCGAAGUGACUCUAAUCCUCUGAAUCCCGACACAGUGACACGAGUGUUGGCGGGCGGCUCUGGCCAAGUGCAGGCGCGAGGGUGUAACUCAGCGCUGUCCUUGCUGGGGUGGACUGGAGCGUGUGUUAGCAUAGCAGUGGUGACAGAACCGAGGACAAAGGACAUUAGACAGUGACUGAGAGUUGUCAUCACACUUAUUCCGUAGUUAUCCCUCUCACCCUCCCUCGUUUCCUUCUCACGCUAUUGAAGCGUUCAGUGAGACUCAGUGAAGCACUCAAAUACACACUGCUACGUGUGCCCGCCCUUCCCCCCACACACAUACUCACACACACACACACACACAUCCUGAAAACAGAGGAACAGAAAGCAACCCAACUUUUGAGUAGCUGUUUUCCGCAAAGCUAACACGAUUGGAUAGUCGUGAGUGAGUGAGCGAGAAAUGAACGCUGUACUAGGCGUGGACUAUGAUAACUGAGGGAAGCAGAGGAAGUGGUAACCGGAGAAAGAAGAGGAGGAGGAACUAAGAGAAGACUCAGUGAGGAAAGAGAAAGAGAGAUAGAUAGAUAGAUAGAUAGAUAGAGAAAGAGAGAGAAAGGGAGAGAAAGGAGAAAAGUUGGAGCGUAUUUCAACAUGUGUGUGUCAAGCGAGGCAACAUUACUGGUGGCGGUGAUGGUGAUGACUGCCCUGCCUCAUGGCCUUUAUGGUACAGUGACAGAAACACAUCCAGGAGGCAUACCGAUGUUUACUGAGGAACCCACAGACGAGAUAGUCAGGCGGAACGACCCACUCACGCUGUACUGCAAGGCCAUAGGAGACCCGCCGCCCAAGAUUACGUGGUACAGGACGGACUCCGAGGCGCCCUUACGAGACCGGGACAGCCGCAUGCAGCUCCCAGACGGCUCCUUAUUCUUCUACCGCCUGCGUGGGAGGGACCGCGGCACCUACUACUGUGUGGCGAGGAGCACGGGAGGCACCGCCACCUCCAGAAGGGUCACCGUACAGAUGGCGUAUCUUCGCGAGACCUUCCGCAAGUCUCCGCUCAGCCUCGGGGUCAACGAAGGAGAGUCUGCAGUGUUCGAGUGUGAUCCGCCUAAAGGCCACCCGACACCCGUGGUGACCUGGAGGCUGGACGAGCGUGACCUUAUUCUGCCCCGGCACAGGUACCGGCAGGACGGCUCCACCCUGAUGGUGUCCCACGUGGUGCCUUCUGACGAGGGCGAGUACCAGUGUGUGGUGACGAACAUGGCGGGCAGGAGGGUGUCUGAGGUGGCCCAGCUGACUGUGUAUGAGUCAGCGCGAGUGGGAGGCGUGGUGAAGAGCAUGGUGGGCGUGGCAGGGCACGACGUGACGCUGCCCUGCGUGCCCUCAGGGAAGCCCGACCCUCAGGUGGUAUGGCGGCGGGCAGACGGACUGAUGCCAGUGGGCCGCGCCGCAAUGGGAAGGGACUGGAGCCUCACCAUAACGGCUCUGCGCAGCGGCGACCAGGGCACCUACGUGUGUGAAGCAACCAAUUCCGCAGGCACCCACGCCGCCAACACCUCCCUGCUGGUGGUCGAGAGGCCGCGGGCGGAGGGCGGCGUACGGCCUCGCAUCGCCGUCAUCACGCCGUCACAUGUACGUCAGAUCGGCUGCCCCAUCACGGCCACGCCCACCCCUAUCAUCUUCUGGGUGAAGGAGAACCAUGGGCGGCAGGAGGCUCAGCGAGAGGCGGGGCACACACUAACGGGCGAUGGUGAGGAUGUGUAUCUCCUGGAGGAAGAACAGCCGUGGGUAGUGGCGAGUGGAGCAGCUGCCACAAUGGAGAAGGCGGCGCCCAUAGUGGACCACACCUUCAGCCUCCACGUCACCACGCGUCACGAGGGGCUCUGGGCAUGCAUGGCGGCCAAUGAGGUGGGCGGUGUGGUGAUGCCAGUUCGGGUGGUGGGUGGUGGCGUGGCAAGGGGCACUGUCUCCGUCGGGAUGGUUGGCGUUGAUGAGGUAGAGGCACGAGCUGCACUGCUCACACCCACUCUGGAGCAAGGCUUCCCGUCCUCCUCCACCCCAACUAGUGCCACUGUUACCUGGAGAUUGAGUCCUGCACCUGCCCACCAGAUCCACCGGUCCAAGCACAUCGAGGGGAUCUAUGUGCUGGGGUGUGAACGAGGCAGUGGCUUCAUCCAUCCUCGGAUACAACAACAGCUCCAGACCCACGACAUUUCCCUCCUGCACCAUCCACACUCCCACCACAGCCACAACCACGAGCCCGGCCCCACCACCCACACCCUGGAGCAAAGGGAGUCGUCCACUUCAGAGCAUGCGGAGUGGCCUGACAGUGGAGGAGGGCCCCACACCUCACUGGCAGAGGAGAACGUUGAGCACAUCCUCUUAGAAAAUGAGUCUGGGAGAAGCACUACAUCCUCCAACACCACUGUAGGGGAGGAGGGAGGUGAUGACUUCCCACUGCCACCCACCUGUUCCAACCUGAGAGUGAUGGGCCACACCCUUGUCCUGGCCAGGUCCUCCUUCCAGGUGGUGGGGCUCCAUCCCUUCACUUCCUACUGGUUCCUGCUCCUGCCUCACUACAAGGGUGUGCUGGGUGUGCCUUCCAACAUGCAGUCACAGGAUGUGCCUGCAGGGUGGCCAGUGCUCUCAAGGUGGUGGGCCGCCAGAGUGGGGCAGGACACAUAUGCCCUCACCCUUCACUGGCGACCACUGCCCCCACACCUUGCCCACGGCAUCAUCAACAGGUAUCAGGUGAGUGCUGGAAUGUUCACCUCCACACACUUGUAUAAUUCACACACACACACACACACACACACACACACACACACACACACACACACACACACACACACACACACACACACACACACACACACACACACACACACACACACACACACACACGGUUUUGAUAAAGUACCACAUCAGAGAUUACUAUGGAAAAUUAAAAACAUAGCUGGCUUACAGGGAAAAUUACAUUAAGCCCCCGCACUUGGCAAAUUAAUUAGUCUGGCGAAACUACCUCCAAAUGCGAAUUUCGCCAA
Messenger RNA from Portunus trituberculatus (swimming crab), 3317 nucleotides. Its product is annotated as hemicentin-2-like. Gene Ontology annotation, cellular component: neuron projection. The transcript has 13 exons. NCBI's taxonomy places the organism in Eukaryota, Metazoa, Arthropoda, Malacostraca, Decapoda, Portunidae. The coding region runs from base 922 to 3255 and encodes 777 amino acids. The record is from RefSeq and is a predicted model, not a curated record.